CUCCCAAUCUCUUUCUAACUCUAGCAACCCACUCUAUUCAUUUUUUGCUUUGGUUCUUCAUCUUCUUCUCCCACAAAUUUCAACUCUUAAAAUAAGGUUGUUCUUUGUUCUUCUUGCUUGGUGUGCAUCCAAUUUAAAGAAAUUAUUAUAGUCUAAUCUUGGAAGGUUGUUCGACCAAGAGAGCCAUUCGCAUCAAGUUUUACUCUAAGUGGCACAAAUCAACUUUAAAGGACAACACUAUUUUUGUGAUUCUAUAGUUUGUGAGAUCUUUCUAACUCUCUCUAUUUAUUAUAUGUCAUUGCUAAUAUUUUGGGUUUACUUUGUUGAACCAAAACUUGUUUAUCUAAAAAAUGUUUAUCUAGCUAUAUUUUCCAACAAAUGUUGUUCUGAUUCACUUCUAGUCAAUGUUGGAUAAGUUGAUUUGUUUUUCAGUUAAGUUAGACAUGAAAAUUGUUAGGUUCUAAAUAUUUAGGAUUAAAUAUUUAGAUUCUUAUUUUGUGUAUGUUGGCAAAUCAAGAACAAAAACAUCUCUAGAUUAGGUGUUAGACAUUGCUCAAGAUAGUACAAAUCAAGAUUCAAGAACAUUCAAGCUUCAAAAAGGAGAGUUCAAGUUCUGUGAAGCUCAACCAAUCGAAAAUUAGACUUGACCAAUUGAAAAUCAUAGAAAAGUUAAUUCUAUAGAUUUUAAACCAAGCCCAAGCCCGCGAAAACAUUUAGGGUUUUAGUCCAGCACUUCUAAGUAUAAAAAGAAAACCCUAACUAUGUUUUGGAGACUUUUGAAAGACUUGUGAGUUACUCUUAUGAGAUUUGAGAGGUUUCUGUAACCUUCUAACUCUACGAGUGUCUACCGGAACGAGAUCUACAAUCAAGUGCUGGUGGAAUCAAGUUACUGCUACAAGAUUAGCAACCACUGGUGAUUUGAAACCUUUGAGUGGGAUCUCAAAGUCAUAAGUGUGGGAGCUCAUGUUCAGCAAAUCCAAGAAAGAAGAGUACGUGGAGUCGAAGCUGCACGUGGUCGCGUUAGUAAGUUCUACUAAAGAUAGCAUUAGGUUUAGGAGUUAAAUCUUUUGUAAACUUCAAUUCUUUCUUGUGGAUUUGUUUACCUUGAGGAUAGUUAGGUCAAAUUCUCUCCAAGUUUUUACAUUGCAACAUUUAGUUUUAUUGGUUUUCCUAGGUGAUUAUAUCAUUGUGUCUUUUACUUUUCUAUUGUGCAUGAUAUGAUAUAUUACUAUUUAACCUAGAUCUCGUAAUUAACCGAAAUAACUACUUGGCUAAUUCACUAGGUGUAAACAAUCUAUUUUAAAGGGAUCUAAACAAAUAAACAAAAAUAAAUUAGCUUAGGUGGCAAGAAAUUUUUAUUAAGCAACCAACAAUCCGGUUCUUUAUACUUGCACUCUUUUGUGCCUCUUUGUUAGUUUGACACUCCAUUCUUCUAGUCUUGCCGUUAUAGAUUUAAGAUAACCAGAAAUAAUCGAAGUUAAAAAAGUAUCAAAAUUGAAAUAAAAUCAUAUGUUUCACCAAACUUAAUGAUGUGGUGUCAAUAAGUGAAACAAUUGUUUUCAAAACUAAAUUUAUUCCCUACCCACUCCUCUCUCUCAAAUGCAAUGCCUGCAUCACUGUUCUAACAUAUCUUCUGCUAGCAUAUACCAACAAGAUUUUUUAACUAGUGCAUCUCCACCAAUAGUUUUUCCAAUAAGUCAGAUAAUAGGUUUUAAUUAAAAAUUAAAUCGAAGUCUUUUCAUUAUGACUUUGACACACAUCUGAAACCUGCCCCAUGUUUCUCAAAAACCAUAGACCAACUAAGGCCUUCCAUUGGCAUCAAUUUAUAUCUCAAGCCAUCAAUAAGACUCUAGACAAAAGCAAGAAACUGAUUGUUCAGAAACUUAUCAAGAGAAGAAGAAUUAUUAUUCCAAACCUUAGAUCGAAGUCUUUUCAUUUGACUUUGACACACAUCUGAAACCUGCUCCAUGUUUCUCAAAAACCACAGACCAACUAAGGCCUUCCAUUGGCAUCAAUUUAUAUCUCAAGCCAUCAAUGAGACUCUAGACAAAACCAAGAAACUGAUUGUUUAGAAACUUAUCAAGAGAAGAAGAAUUAUAAUUCCAAACCUUAGAGUAGGUAUUUGGUAAUCACCUUUACCAUAAUACAAAUAAUAAGCUGAUCGUCUGGGAAACCAAAGAAUUUGUAUUCACCUAGUCGGAUGGUCCUAGAAGCAGCAAGAGCAUUGGUUCUUUGGGCCUGGAUGGGACUAAAAGUGAUACCUUACCUUCUAGCCCCAAAUUUACUUGCCAUUUAUCUGAUGGAGUUAUAAUCAUAUAGUUCUAGCUUUACCAACUUUGAUCUAGUUGCGUAUGUAACAUCCCGACCCAACUUUAUAGUUAACCUAUGUGUUUGAGUGGUUAAUUAUUAUUUAGCGAAAAUGCACUUUUGGUCCCUACAUUUUGGGCCUAUUCUCAAGUUGGUCCCUAAAUUGAUUUAGCUCCUAGGUCAGUCCCUGAUUUUUAAAAACCGUUUUUAAAAUAAUCCCUACCGUCAACCCAGUGAUAGAAAAUACUGAGGUGGCAAAUGGAGGUCCUAGCUGUCAAACCCAUUUAUUAAAAUAAUAAUUAAAAAGCCAGCGUGUCCCACUUACACCCACGUGACCCUUCAUGUGACACUGUCACCUUAUCUCUCGCGGACUUACCCCUCACAUGACCCUCACAUGUUCCUACCAUGUCAUUUUCCCGCCCACUUAGCCCACACAUGACCCUCUCAUGACUGAACUCAUAAACUACCUUUAGUCUUCACUCCUUCACCGAAAAUCCCCAAAUUUCACCUUCACUUGGAAAUGAAACCUAACAAUCCCAAAUCGUCUUCUUUCCCAACAGCCCGUAUCGUCUUCAUCCUUGUGUUUUUCCCCUAAAAUCCAACUUGAAAACCGUAAGAAAACCAUUCCCCUGAAACUUGAAAACCCAUUCCCCUAAAACUUGAAAACCCAUAAUCUGAGAAAUCAUAGUGAGUUAGAACGACAGAGACUUUUACCGCAGCUGAUAAGCUACGAGGUACAAAGCUAUUUCUCUCUGUGUGUUUCUAUUUAUGUGUGUAUCUGACUCUCUUCGAAAAGGUGUGAAUGUGUGUAUAUCUGUCUCUGUCUCUCUCUUACUUUUAAUGCUUUUUGUCUCUCUCAUCGAUUAUGGACCACAGUUUAAGUGCUUUAUUAUGCUUUUAUUUGUAUAAUGUUUUCUGGUUGGUGUAUUUUUCUUUUUGGCCUUUAAGGAUCAUGGUGGACCAUGUAUGUUCCUUGUUAUCAGUAAAUGAUAUAUGUUUUGGCAUUGUUUUUAUGUUUAGAAGAUAUAGAGUCAAUGCAUAUUUGACUAUUUGGUUUAGUUUUGUCUUUAUUGAAAUAAAAUAUUCUAUAAAUAAUUUUUCAUGCAUGCAGGAUGGAUGAGUCUUUUACUUUGUAUGUGCAUCAUGGCGGACAUUUUAGUGAAAAUUAUCAGAAGUAUGUGGGGGGUGAUGUGGGGAUAGUAGAUGGUUGUGAUCCUGAUAAGUGGUCUAAGGUGAAAAUUGAAUCCAUUUGUAAAGAGUUUGGGUACACGUGUGUGAGUAGGUUGUGGUACACAAUACCUGGGGAGGAUGAUCAGGAGGGUAGGAUGUUCCACUUGAUCAAGGAUGACAAGGAUGCAAUGUUCAUGACUGGUUUGGUGGGGUGUCAUGGAUAUAUUCAUGUAUAUGUCCAGCAUCCAGUACAUGACCCUAUACUGGUUAAUAAUGGUAAUGGUGUGACAUUGGACCUUGUUGUAGAGCCUGAGCCUGAGCCUAAGCCUGAGGGGUAUAGUUUUAGUGAUAGGGAACCUGCUUAUAAGGAUGGAGAUGACUUCUAUCAUGGUGAUGAUGAUUUUGAUGGUCAUCAGUACUUCUUUGGGGGUGAUGAGGAUGAUAGGGAUGAUAGGGGUAGGGAUGAUUUUGAUUCUGAUGUUGAAAUACUUGGAUGCAGGAGACUUGGUAAGGAACCAGUUGUUGAGGAACCACAAAGGGAUGGGGCUGUCACCACUGAUAGUAAUGAGAGUUCUAGUGAUGCUGAAAUGGAAGGGACUAGAGAAAUGAACCCUAACCAACGGUAUGUGGGUGAAGAUAGCAGUGAUAGCUGGGACAAUGAUGUUGAGGCAACCAGAUCAGAUGGGGGCUAGUGUUGUGAACUCAGAUUACACCAGUGAGGAGCUGUUAAGUCUGACUGAGUCAUCAUCUAGUGGUGAUAAAGGGGUAGAUGAUAGUGACACUGAGGAUGAUGGUGAUGCUGCUCAUGGACAUGUGGAUAAUGUCACUAGGAGGAAGAAGUUUCUAGUGUUUAAACCAGUUUCUAAUCCUAAACACAUGAGGUUUGACAAGACUAUGUUGUUUAUUUCCCUUAAACAGUUCAAGGAUUCUAUCACUGAGUAUGCAGUGAAUGGUAAAUGAGGGGUGAAAUUUGUGAAGAAUGAUAAAUUAAGGGUUAGAGUUAAGUGUCAACCUCCCUGCAAGUUUACAGCUUACCUAGCAAAGUUGCCAAGGGAGAUGAGUUACCAACUUAAGACCUUGAACUUGGAGCACACAUGUACUAGGAGCUACAAAAAUCCAAGGUGCACUACCAAGUUCCUUGUAGGAAGUUGAUGAAAAAGGCGAGGAGACAACCUAAUAUAAAGCUCAAGGAUAUUCAAGAAGCAGUGCAUGAGAAGUAUGUGGUGAAUAUCAAUGCUGGGACGGCCAGUAGGGCUAGGGAAAAGGCUCAAGAGUUUGUUAAUGGGUCUUACAUAGAGCAGUACAAUCAGCUCUGGGAUUAUUGUGCAGAACUAAGGAGAUCUAGUCCUGGUAGUACAGUUCUGAUGUAGACUCACACUUAUAAUGAGGGAGACUUGGCAGCUGAAAUGGAUUUACAGAUAGGAGUGCCAUACUUUGAGAGAUUGUACAUUUGCUGGGCUGGGUAUAAGAAGGGAUUCUUGGCAGGCUGCAGGCCAAUAAUUGAAUUGGAUGUUUGCCAUUUAAAACCAAGGUGGGGGGGCAGUUGAUUAUUGCAAUUCCAAGGGACCCUAUUGAAGAACAUUUCCCUUUGGUUGUGGCAGUAGUGGAAGCUAAAACCAAGGACUCAUGGACUUAGUUUAUAAACCUAUUGCUAGCUGACAUUGGUAAUAGCAAGAGGUGGACAUUCAUAUCAGACCAACAGAAGGGAUUAGUGCAGUCAUUUGCAGAUAAUUGGCCUCUUUAUGAACAUAGGUGCGGUUGUAGACAUUUGUACAACAAUUUGAGGAAGCAACAUCCUGGUUUCCUAAUUAGAGAAUUGUUUUGGAGAGCAGCAAAAGCAACUUAUGCACAGGAAUUUGAGAGGGCAAUGAAUGAGAUGAAAGAUAUUGAUGAGGGUGCAUACUUUUGGCUGAAAGGACACACCACAACAAUAUGGGCUAAACACAUGUUCAGGGGUGAUGGGCUAAGUGAUACUAUCCUUAACAAUAUGUGUGAAAGCUUCAACAGUAAGAUCAUAAAAUUCAGAGGGAAGCCCAUUAUUAGCAUGGUUGUAUUUGAUGAAUAGAUCCCAACAAAAUAGACUGAGUAUUUUGAAGAUAGAGACUGAGUUGUGCCCUAAAGUAUGUAAAAGAUUGCAUACGAAGAAGAUGAGUAGUAGUAAAUGGUUGGCUUGUUGGUCUUCUGACACAAAAUUUGAGAUUAAGAAUGCGCUACAAAGUUUCAUUGUGGACUUGGAAAAGAGGACAUGUACUUGUAGGAAAUGGGACAUCACUAGUAUUCCAUGCUGCCAUGCAAUUUCAUGCAUAUUCUUCAACAGGGAGGCAAUUGAGAAAUACACCAAUGACUGCUACAAAGUCAGCACAUACAAGGCAUGCUAUGAGCCCAUCAUUGAUCCCAUUAAUGGUCAGAAUAUGUGGACUCCAACUGGACUCCCACUUGUGCAGCCUCCAAUAAAGAGAAGGCCACCUGACAGGCCUAAGAAGAAGAGAGCAAGGGAACCCAAUGAGCCAAGAAGGGGUCAUAGCAAGGGGUUGGGUAUUGCCAAGAGGUGCAAGUCAUGUGAGAAGAUAGGUCACAAUAAAAGAAGUUGCAAAUGUGAGGUUGGAGGGAAUUCUUCAUUGCCUACAGUUGCUGGUGGUGGUCCAAACAACAGGAGUUCUAGGAAAAAACAGACAACUAAUGGGGCUCAUACUGGUGGAGUUGGUGGAGCAAGUGGAGGAGUGGCCAUCAAUGAGCCAAAUCCACCAAGGGUACCACCUACCACACAAGUUGGAAGCAGUGCAGCAACUACCAGACAAGCUAUAAGCAAUGCACCCCCCAAUAGUACAACAUCCAAUCCAAGCAAGAACACACAUGGAAAUCCAAAGAAGAGAAAGAAGGGGAGUGUCGCAAGUGAGACUUUGAAUGCAUCAAGAAAUGCAUCUAGGUACAAAGAAGCAUUGAGGUUUGCUAAAAGCCAGUCAUCUGUGCUUGGGCCAAUGGGAUAAGCUGCUGGAGACUGAGCAAUAUCCAUUUCUUUGUUUUUUGUAUCUUUGAACUUUUUUGUGGUAGUCAAUGUGAAAGGUUGUAAUUAUGGCUGAAUUAUGUACAUUUUGGUAGUGUUAAACUAUGGUAGCUAAGUACUGCACAAUGGCCUUGUGAAAGUUUGUCAGUGGUAGGAAAAGUCCUUUUUGUUGGUUGUAAUUAUGGCUAAAUUAUGUACAUUUUGGUAGUGUUGAACUAUGGCAGCUAAGUACUGCACAAUGGCCUUUUUGUUUUUUGUUGCCUAAAUAAUGGCUAAAUUAUGCAAAAGAAGUUUUUGUGUAUGGCAGUUAAGGUUUUUGUGUAUUGUGAUUUGUGUAUAGUAGCUAAGGUUUUUGGGUAUUGUGAUUUGUGUAAUAUGGAAGG
Quercus robur (English oak) is the source of this 6864-nucleotide messenger RNA. RefSeq lists its product as uncharacterized. The record is from RefSeq and is a predicted model, not a curated record. The transcript has 4 exons. Lineage: Eukaryota; Viridiplantae; Streptophyta; Magnoliopsida; Fagales; Fagaceae. Gene Ontology annotation, molecular function: zinc ion binding. The coding region runs from base 5535 to 6464 and encodes 309 amino acids.